This is a messenger RNA of Soboliphyme baturini, 761 nucleotides long. The record is from the annotation of a GenBank genome assembly. Lineage: Eukaryota; Metazoa; Nematoda; Enoplea; Dioctophymatida; Soboliphymatidae.
AUGCAGUGGCGAAAGCCAAAGCUAAUUCCUGGGAGAAGUUCGAAUCGGUCGCUGAAACCUAAGGUAGAAGUGAUGCCGAGCGUUUCGAAGGAGGAAGAAAUGGAAUCCGAGCCAGUUGGCUUAGAGCCAAAAGUCGAAGAUGAAAAACUGGAUGAGGAGCCUAUGUCGAGUUGUGUGGAAGAAGGGGGCACACCUGAAGAUGCAGAAAGGUCGAUCGAAAAAAAGAAAGCCAAAAAAGAAGUUUAUGUACCGGGCAAAAGUCGACCUCUGAAAGAAGGCGAAGUGCUUGAAUUCGAUGAAUCGGCCUAUCGGAUGUUCCACCGAUUCAGAACAACAUAUCCUUGUUUAAGUUUUGACUGUCUUCGCGCUUCUGCUAACAGCGUCGUCGAGAGCUACCCCCUUACGUUUUACAUGGUGGCCGGAACGCAGACAGAAGUCGUGAAACAAAAUUCCGUAGUGCUGUUCAAGUUGAAAAACAUGGGCGAACUGAUCCACGAAGACAGCAGCGAUGACGAAAAUAGCUAUUUAAGCUCUGAUGAAGAAACCAACAAUGAGGCAGCUGACAAACCUAUGCUCACCUUUGUGAACAUUCCGCAUCGCGGGGGCAUCAACCGCAUCAAGGUAUUCAUAGCCAUCCCGCUUUCACGUCUGAGAGGCGUUAUAGUAUUUAGAUGCAUGAAUUACGAUGGAGUAAUUGUACUAAACAAUGGCUGCACAUCGUUUUUUUUUAGAGUAUUCGAUCAGGAUGGCCCUUUUUAAUC